Molecule: messenger RNA, 933 nt
Organism: Penicillium taxi
Lineage: Eukaryota; Fungi; Ascomycota; Eurotiomycetes; Eurotiales; Aspergillaceae
Exons: 2
Coding region: 1-933 (310 amino acids)
Molecular function (GO): oxidoreductase activity, acting on the CH-OH group of donors, NAD or NADP as acceptor
Source: RefSeq, a predicted model, not a curated record
AUGUCGAACCUCAUUUUCAUAACAAUUUUGAGCACGUUGGCUGGCUCCUUGCUUUUCUACUACCUACACUUGACAAUCUCAGAGCGAAUUAUGAACAAUUUUCAGGCCCAGAAGGUAUGGAACUUGGAAAAUGAAGUGAUCAUAGUCACUGGUGGGAGUAGAGGCAUCGGAAAACAAAUAGUGGAAGAUCUGGCUCUCCUCAAAGCGCGAGUUCUGAUCCUAGACAUCAAAAGUCCUACAUUUGAACUCCCAAAAAAUGCAGUGUUCUACCAAGCAGAUAUCACAUCAGCCAAGUCGAUUGCCGAAGUAGCAUUGCUGAUCCGAGAAUCAUACGGAAAUCCAGCUGUUCUUGUGAACAACGCCGGUGUCUUUCAGCAUGGCACUAUUCUCGAGAAGUCAGAACAAGAGAUACGACAAACAUUUGAAGUGAACACCAUUGCUCACUUCCUCUUACUGAAAGAAUUCCUUCCGUCUAUGAUUCAGAAGAACAGGGGACAUAUUGUCACAGUGGCAAGCGUUGCAAGCUUCGUUGCUGUUGGCGAGAUGGUGGAUUAUUGCUGUUCCAAAGCCAGUGCUCUUACAUUUCACGAAGGUCUGAAGCAAGAACUCAAAUAUUGGUACAAUGCUCCCAAUGUGCGAACUAGCAUCAUUCACCCUCUUUGGGUCGAUACCCCGAUGAUAAAAGGCUUCACUGAUUAUCAAUCUGUGUUUGGUCAGCCGGUCAUGAGCCCAGAUUUAGUCUCGCAGAAGGUGGUUGAGCAGAUUAUCUCAGGGAAGAGCGGUAACAUCAUCUUACCCAAAAUGAUAUCGGUGUCAAGCUCGCUGAAGGCCUUGCCGCUCUGGAUGCAGGAGGUAGUACGGUCUUUCGUUUCCAGUAUUGUAUAUCAAGUAGCAAAGGUGCGGUCUGUUGAUUCUAAGGCCUUUGUUACAUGA